ACCCACCCUUUGUUGCUCGGCUAUCCCCUGGGGUCGCCCAAUAGCAGAAUUCCUCAAUAAACCUUAAUCAAUCCAAUUCCUCCUCCGGUAUCCUAAUUGCACGGAAAUUGCAUCAUCAAUGGCGACGCCGGAGCUUGCUCAAACCGACCCAGAGGGGAUUGAAGGAGUUCGGAUGACGUGGCUCAACUGGCCGCGAUCCAAGGUGGAGGCUUCAAAGUGCGUGAUCCCGAUUGCGGCCUCAAUUCAGCCGAUCCGCCCGCACGUGGAUUUGCAGAUCCUUCCGUACCCUCCCCUCCGAUGCAAGACGUGUUCCGCAGUGUUAAACCCCUUUUGCAGGGUUGAUUUCACGGCCCUCAUAUGGAUCUGCCCCUUUUGCUUCAUGAGAAACCAUUUUCCGCAGCAUUAUUCUUCACUUUCGCAGACGAAUCUGCCUGCCGAGUUGUACCCUAAUUUUCCCUCCAUCGAGUACUCAAUCCCGAAUUACCAGAACGCGCAGAAUUACAACCCUGCCUUUGUUCCAUCUCCGAUUUAUCUGUUUGUUCUGGAUACAUGCAUGAUCGAGGAGGAGUUGGAGUUUGCCAAAUCGGCUCUUAAACGGGCUGUUGGGAUGCUUCCUGAUAAUGCCAUGGUUGGUUUUAUAUCCUAUGGUACACAAGUUCAGGUGCAUGAACUGGGGUUCUCGGAGAUGUCUAAGGUGUAUGUGUUCAGGGGAUCGAAGGACAUGUCUAAAGAUCAAGUUUUGGAGCAGUUGGGACUUGUCUCUGGUGGUAUACGGGGUAUUCAGAAAGGUGGUGGCGGACCUAGCCCAAUGGCUGGAGCUGGUGCCAGUGCAGGGAUUAAUCGGUUCUUGUUACCUGCAUCUGAAUGUGAAUAUGCGCUCGAUUCGUUGUUGGAUGAAUUGGCAACUGAUCAAUGGCCAGUGGCACCAGGUAACAGGGCAUUGAGGUGUACAGGAGUUGCUCUGAGUGUUGCAGUAGGGUUACUAGGUGCAUCUAUGGCCGGAACUGGUGCACGGAUUAUUGCGUUGGUGGGGGGCCCAUGUACCGAAGGUCCUGGCGCGAUUGUAUCAAAAGAUUUGUCUGAUCCUGUGCGUUCACAUAAGGAUCUUGACAAGGAUGCAGCACCUUUCUUUAAAAAAGCAGUCCAAUUCUAUGACGAGCUUGGUAAACAGUUAGUUACCCAGGGUCAUGUGCUGGAUGUUUUUGCUUCUGCGCUCGAUCAGGUUGGAAUUGCUGAAAUGAAGGUUGCCAUCGAAAAAACCGGUGGACUCGUCGUGCUAUCAGAAAGUUUUGGCCAUUCUGUUUUCAAGGAUUCCUUCAAGCGUAUAUUUGAAGAUGGGGAACAGUCGCUGGGGCUUUCAUUUAAUGGCACACUGGAGAUCAACUGCUCAAAGGAUAUAAAAAUCCAAGGAAUCAUUGGGCCAUGCACAUCAUUAGAGAAGAAAGGGCCUGCUGUUGCCAACACUGUUAUAGGGCAAGGGAACACUACAGCGUGGAAGAUGUGUGGCCUUGACAGGAGUACUUGUUUAACUGUUUUCUUUGAUGUUUCUUCCAGUGAAAAGUCUGAUGCUGCUGGACCAAAUCCUCAUCUAUACAUACAGUUUCUAACUAGUUAUCAGACUUCUGAUGGUCAAAUGCGGGUUAGAGUCACAACUGUUACUAGACGAUGGGUGGAUAGUGCUUUGGGAAAUGAGGAUUUAAUUCAAGGAUUUGACCAGGAGGUUGCUGCUGUAGUAAUGGCUCGGCUAGCUUCUUAUAAAAUGGAAAUGGAGGAAAGUUUUGAUGCUACAAGAUGGUUGGAUAGGAAUCUGAUUCGCCUGUGCUCCAAGUUUGGGGACUAUCGGAAAGAUGAUCCAGCAUCAUUUACAUUGAAUCCCUGCUUUUCGUUGUUCCCUCAGUUCAUGUUUAAUCUGCGAAGAUCACAAUUUGUACAGGUAUUUAACAAUAGCCCAGAUGAGACUGCCUAUUUUCGCAUUUUGUUGAACCGGGAGUCUAUAAACAAUGCUGCAGUCAUGAUCCAGCCGUCCUUAAUAUCAUAUGCGUUUAAUUCACUGCCUGCACCAGCUUUGCUUGACGUCCAAUCCAUCGCUGCUGAUCGUAUUCUCUUGCUAGAUUCGUAUUUUAGUGUAGUUAUCUUUCAUGGAAUGACAAUAGCACAGUGGAGGAAUAUGGGAUACCAGAAUCAGCCAGAACAUCAGGCUUUUGCUCAUCUGUUACGAGCUCCACAAGAUGAUGCUCAAUUAAUAAUUCGUGAUCGUUUUCCUGUACCAAGACUUGUGGUUUGUGAUCAGCAUGGCUCUCAGGCAAGAUUUUUAUUGGCGAAAUUGAACCCUUCAGCCACUUACAGCAAUGCACAUGAGAUGAUGAAUACUGGGUCUGAUGUGAUCUUCACUGAUGACGUGAGUCUACAAGUUUUCAUUGAUCAUCUUCAGCGGCUGGCAGUUCAAGCUUCUUGAGAGGGUGAGGUUAAUUGAUGGAUUCUUGAUGGAAGUUGUGGAGUGAGUUUCUAUGCCGUUUUUGUACACACUAUACUAUACGGAAAUAUGCCAUUGCUGUCGUGAACAGCGAUGAUGUGGCUUGGAUCCUUCACUAUUUGAACAAUAAGGAAUAGAAGGAUUGUUUCUGGAUGAAAAUUUGUUUGAGGGUCUCAAGUAUUUGUAACUUAAUUGUGGUUUAAGGAAAAGGUAUAAUUGUAUGUUAAAAUAGACAUUUUUGGACUUGAAAGCUGGUCGGGAUUUUGAACAUUUGUAGCUCUUUCCGUCGUUUUUACUGUGUGAAUUCCAUUACUUUAGAUGUCAAGCGACAUUGCGAGGCUAGACAAUUUUUGGACGCAGGGUCUUGGUAUAUUUUUAUUUUUUCGGAUGAAAAAUGAGUUUAUGACUAUGCACAACUAUCAUUUUAUUUAAAGAAAAAAGGUGUACUUAUCACGGUUAUAAUUAU
Striga asiatica is the source of this 2939-nucleotide messenger RNA. The record is from the annotation of a GenBank genome assembly. NCBI's taxonomy places the organism in Eukaryota, Viridiplantae, Streptophyta, Magnoliopsida, Lamiales, Orobanchaceae.